AUGGCAAUCGACAUACCCAGAACGCCGCUCUUUGAGGCAACCCCCGACACUCCCAGUGUCGCACCCACCAUACUCUGCAUCUCAGCAGAGCUCCUCGACAUGAUACUAGAAUCACUGUCCAAAAAAGACUUGUACAGUACAUGUCUUGUCAAUAAGCACUUGCGGUCGCAUGCAGAGCGUUUCCUCUACUUCAAGGUCUGCUGGAAGUGGUGCUCAAAUGCGCCUGAAGCGUUUAACGUGACGCAUCCCGCCAGACCUUACUUGCAGAUCAAGACUAUUUCGUGCGGAACAGGUGCGCCUGAAGUGCAUACCGUAAAUCCUCCUAGGCCUACCAUACCUUUCUUGCAGAGCAUUUCCCGCCGAGCAGCCCUUGAAGCUUCCAUGCAGAGCAUUUCGCGCCGCACAGAUGCGCUUGAAGCUGAUACCGCAACAACGCCUCCUGCCAUAUCUUUCUUGCAGAGCAUUUCGCGCCGACCAGAGCUUGCAGACUUUGUGCAAGAAGCCGCGUUGACCCGUUAUCCCGAGAUCUGGAGGCCGGAAUAUGACAAAGAUUACGCAACACUACGCUCCAUAAUUUUGGAGAAGACGGAGAUUCCCUACCAGUUGUCUUGGGUUACAGAAUCACAAAGUGGUAGUCUAGAUGCCUCUGUCGCACUCAUACUAGCUCAAGCCCGAAACAUAAAACGACUUGAGAUACCUGAGGCUCUUCUCAUGACCAACAGUCUCACAGGCAUGGUCAUCAAGUCGGAUUUGUUCGGGUCUGCACAUCAGCUGACCACCAAACCAAACGUUCUGUGUCGUCUGUCCAACCUGGAAGUCCGGUGCUGGAAGUUCCAUCGGCAAUACAGAGAGCCAAGCAAUCAAUUGGACCCUUUAUUUUGGUUCUACCUGCCCUCUAUCCAGAGCAUUUCGGUUUUCAUCGACAAUCCCACGACUUUCUCUUGGCCUGGGGCGUUUCCGCCAACACCCUCGAACCUCACAACCUUGGAGUUAGACAUACUACGCGAAGGACAUCUCGGCCGGGUGCUUUCUGUGACCAAAAAUCUAAGACGUCUUGCGUGGACGUGGUCCUUUGACCCAGACACGGCCGGCCCCUUCAUGACAAAUACUAUUGAUCUCACACAGAUUGCCUCAGACCUCUCUCAUGUACAGCAUACCCUCACUUGUCUGGAAAUCAAGGGUGCGAAUAUGCCACGCCAAUCUACAUAUAGACAUUCGCCGCUGCAUUUGAAGGGGUCCCUCGAGCCACUCGCGAGCUUUUGCAAGCUUGAAGACCUGCGAGUCCCAUUUGCAUUCUUGACGAGAUGCUUGGCAGCAGAGAAGAUGCACCCUAUACACCAUUCUCUACCCAGCAACCUCCAGCACCUAGAGAUCUCUUCCGACCUCAUGACAUUAGGGGUUGACGGGGUCAGUUACCCCUUCUCUCGCCCAGCUAUCCAAGCAUACAUUACAGCAUGGCUGGAAGACUACAAACCGUCCGCACCACAUCUCUUGGGGGUCGAUCUUCGGUUCAUGGGGACACAGGGCUCUAGAAUGGCGUCAAUGCUAGCAGAAUGGAUGCAGAGGAUGAGAGAUGUGCCUACAGACACAGCUAGCUACAACCAUAUGCCCACUGCAUUGGAAGCAUACUACAAUCCACCGAUCCAUAAUGUACUCAUCCGGUAUGAUCCCUCAGCGGAUUCUUAA
Pestalotiopsis fici W106-1 is the source of this 1686-nucleotide messenger RNA. RefSeq lists its product as uncharacterized. The record is from RefSeq and is a predicted model, not a curated record. NCBI's taxonomy places the organism in Eukaryota, Fungi, Ascomycota, Sordariomycetes, Amphisphaeriales, Sporocadaceae. The transcript is spliced from 2 exons. The coding region runs from base 1 to 1686 and encodes 561 amino acids. Gene Ontology annotation, molecular function: protein binding.